AUGAUACGUGGGCGAGUGACGACCCGCGGGUCGACGCGCCGUGGGUUACGACGGAAGAACGUGGUAGUGGAUGAUGAUGACGAAGACGACGCCGAAGAAAAGAGUCAGGAGGAUGAUGAAGAUGAUGAGGAGGAAGAACAAGAAGAAGGCAAGAAGACACUAUCACCCAAGCUGACACGUGCGCAGACAAAAAAACAAGAGGCAGAAGCAAAAGAGAGCAUAAAAAAAUUGAAGAAGAAGGGGAAAAACGGAAAAACGGAAAAUGAGACAGAAAAAGUUGAGAAGGAGAAAGGAGAUGAAGAGGCAAGAAAGGACGAAGAAGAAGAUGAAGAUGAGGAAGGUGAAGAAGAGGAGGAAGCAGAUAUUAAAGAGCGACGCAGAGGAACUCGUGUACGUGUAAAUCUCAAGCGGAAGGGGAGACAAACUACGCCAUCACCGAGGAUGAAACAAAGACGGAAAAUCACUGUGUCAGAGGAAGAAGAAGAGGCUGACGAGGAUGAAGAAUUAGAAGAGGAAGAAGAUGAAGGUGAAGAGGAUGAGGACGAGGAAGAAGAUGAGGAAGAGGAGGAAGAAGAGGACGAAGAGGAAGAAGAGGAGGAAGAAGAGGAAGAAGAGGACGACGAAGAAGAUACAAACGAAGAAGAAGGGGAGAAAGCACAUGAAGCCAGGUCUCGGCAAGUGCUUCAUAAAAAGAGGGGCAAGGCGAUACAAAGAAUUAAAACAAGUGUCAGAUUUGAAGCGGCAGAAAAGCACACGUCCUUAGAGAAAAAGAAGACUUGGAGAAAAGACGUAUCUAAAAAAGCUCAAUCAACUGAUGAAAGCGAAGAGGAAAAAGUUGACAAUAAUACAAAAGAAGAGGAUGACAACCCGACGAGCGAAAUCAAAGAGGAGAAACUGCCAAGCGACCUCUCAUCUACAGCUGCCACGCCCCUGUCAUCGCCUAUGAAGCGAAAAAGCUUAUCAAUUGAUACAUUAAUGAAUGGUGCUGAUGAUGAGGACGCUCAAGACGAGCAAAUGGAUUUGGAGAGGACACCGCCAGAUGCCGAAACGGAUGCGGACGAAGUUCCUGAUCAGCAUUUCCGAGAUGCGCUUAGUGAAGCGACUUCUGAGUCGAAAUUGAUGGAACUUAUGACCGAUAAUUGUAGCCGGCUGAUACGAGAAGGCAAGAUGCCAAGUCGACUUUUUUCUGUGGCAUUGCUUGGUGCGGUAAAGGAAGAUCCAAAGCGAUUCAGCCAACCCGUAGUACUGAAGUAUCUGCUGCGAUUAUUGCGAUCAAAGCACUAUUUGGGGAUGAAAGACAUCUCUGAGCAUGGAAAAAAGCCAAGUACGACCGUUGCAUUGGGAACAACGCAGUCAAGUGACUACUUCCAGAUCUCGCUACCUGUCCUAAUUACAAACAUUCUUGUGGAAGUUCUUAAGAAUAGUAACGAGUGGCCUGUUGAUAGUGUGAAAGUGUUUUUAGACGACUCACUCUUCUCUCGAGUCUGGGUUGAUCAUGAAUUAAGCCGCUUGUUCGUCCAAAAUGUCAAAACAGUUAUGGAAGCAGACGAAGCAGAGACCACACAGCCGCUUAUUCGAAAACGAUUCCAUAAAUCUCAUGUGGUACAGGAAUUGAAAGACCUGAUCACCAGCCAUAUUCGCUCGCGUCUUGUGGAGAUCGAUAAUGGAAAGUCUAGCAAUACGGGAAGUGCCGCUGGGAUUGGCGGCAACAACGCGGUACGAAACAUAAUCAUGACCUUAGCCGACUUUGCCAGCAUUUCUCAGGUGCGCGUGUUUGGAGCAGAGAAUAUGGAAGCUUGGUUACAAAAUUCAUCUGUCAAAGGCCUAGCAAAAGAUCUUUUGAACAAAAUCAUUUCAUUGUGCAAUUCGACGAGCCCUCACGAUCUUGCUACGGUGGAUCUGCUGCUCAAAUUGAAGCUUAAGUCUACCAUGUUCCAGCUAAAGGUUGAAGCUGUCACGCAUCUUGUUUGCAACAAUCCUGUGUACUUAAGGCGUGCAAUUACGGUAUUUAUCUCACGAGAGCGACCCAACAAUAUGUCGCGGGAUGUUGACAACAUGAAAAUGCUGCAGCAUGUUUUUCGAGCGUCGCGCUCUCUAUCUGCUUCCUCUAUUCUGGGCAGCCCAGACGAUUUGUUUUUUCGUCGGCCAAUUGAGCACCAAGGUACUCUCGCAAGUCGAGAACUGGCGCAUGUUUUUCGAGAUUUGGCCAGUGUUUCGGACGUUGCUCCAGCUUUAAAGACGAUUGUACGCAAAAUUCUAAAGCAGCUGACAUUCGAACAGAUUGACAUCAAGGCAUUGUGCGCUGGCAUACUUGAUAACGACGGUCAUUGGGAUGCGCUAGCGGGUGAUGCGCGAGUGUUGGACUAUAUGGGACUCGUCACAGGUGUUGUAUGGCUGAUCCUUUUGAUGCGAGGAGCAGCUGUGAAAAGUCUGCAGAUUCAGCAAUCAAGUGCUAACAAUCGUCAAAAUACAGGAGCCACUUUUCCGUCAGGCCUUAAGCAUGGUGGAACACAGGCUGUCUCUCGACACGGAUCCAAUCCACCACAUCCAGUAUCUAGAAUAAACAGGUUGGGUUCUUCAAAAGGAAAGCCGUCUUUUGGCAAAGCUUCACUAUCAUCGACACUCGGCAGUAGUGGGAGUGCUAAUGUAACUAGCCACAGCCUGUGCGGAAGUGGCAGUAACAGCGGUAGUACAACCUCUGACGGAUCAAGAACAGUCAAGAUCUCGGUUUGGGCUAAAGAAGAGUUGCAACAAGCGCUUGCAAUUGUACAACGAGAAGCCAUUGUCUGUUGUCGUGAUGUGUUAGCACACUUUGGACUUAACGGCGAUUCACCUUUCGAAAAGAUGCUGUAUGAAAGCAUCGUGAAAAAACUGCUGUUUCUUGAUGUUCCCUCGGAUAUGCAGCUUACAGAACACGACCGGACGUGUUUUCAGUCGACAAAGGAGCAUAUACCUGUCCACGAAGAUUCGCUGGAUCUCCUUACAAGCUUAUACAAUUCUUGUCGUGCUAUUGACCGCAUGGAAGCUCUGCGCACACUGGAGACUAUUGUAUUUCGCGGUGCCGAGGCACAUAUGCACCGUGAAGCAUUGUGGCGUCAUCAUGAAGACGAUCUUGCGGCCUAUGUUCAAAGCGGUGGUGUUCUUGGAAUUGAAGUGAAGAAUACUCAACUCGUCCAGCACCUUUUCCAGCUAGCAUCGUGGCAAGGAAGUGAAGAAAAACAGGAGCAAGAAUUUUACCAUUCAAGCCGAUUUUGGAUCUGUUGCUCUAUUUUACUGAUCGUUGGAUGUUUCAACGUAAACACCAUCGGCACUUUCAUUUGGGAUAGAAUUACAACUCUGCGAGGUUUGAUGCAGAUGGUCAUUACAGGCCGAUAUACAUUCCCGGCAAUAAGCGCCCCAGACCCAUCACUUCUUGGCAAGCACCAAAAUGCAUUUUCUGACGUGAUCCAAGGCAAUUUGCACCUGCGCGAUUACGAACAUCAAGUGCUCCAGCUAAAUCAAGGCGACCCGUCAGUAACGGGGGAUCCGCUUAUGCUGUUUGAGUCGGAUGGGCUGGCUCGCCAACCGCCACCAGCGAUCAUGGAGCACCUUCGUACAUUAGACCAAAAAUUCAAGCUUGGCAUGCGGUUGCGACAAAGUCGAAAGAAAGACUUUUUGAUGGAGAUGGUUGCCGGAAAUGGAAACAAAAAUGCUGUGCAGAAUUUCAAUGUGGCAGCGAAUAGUGCGUGGUGGAUCGCUGAUAUUGUUUGCGAGGACUUUGACACGGUGCAGUAUCUACCGUAUGGAUGCUUGUGUCAAUUGCUCCUUCUUGCAGUGCGUCCUGACAAUGGCAAGAGCAGGACCGGUUUGCUUAACCAAGUCCCUUUGAAUCGACCAGCACUGGCUCAAAUUAUUCCACGCUUGCUCAGUCAGCUACGCGAGUAUCUUUUUGGAAACGACGACCCUGAGGUGGCAUCGAGUGUGGUUUCAUAUUAUCUUGAGUGUUUAAAUUCUUCUGAGCUGGGCACACGACGAGUGGCUGCUCAUAUUUUGAAUCUCCUGACUACACCACGCAGUGUUGAUGAGCUAUCAAAUGAAUUGCAGCCGGUUGCUGUGUUCUUUGAUGCCGAGAGCACCCAAAUUUUUUCGUGGUUAGAAGAGUUGGCUAAGCUGCCGUGCUACAGCAGCAUCCGCGGCCAAAUUUUUUGCUCGCUAGAGAAUUUGCUCGAGCUAGAGACAUCUAUUCCAUCACUUCGAAUGUGCAUGAAAGCACUAAACGAUUUUUCAAAAGACGACGAUAAUGCAAUGAGUAGUUUUGCCGAAACACGUGACGUGAAACAAGAUGAUGACAGUAGCCACUGCAAAAAAUCUGCGGUUGAAAAGGCAUUGAUGCUGGCAGGAGCGUACGGAAAGUUCUUAGCUGGGCGAGACUUGGUGGCAACACUAUUGCUAAAAGACUAUGAUAUCUUUGCCAUGACAGUCGAGGUAGUCUGGCGUGCGAUUGAGUCACAAUUGGUCAUUACUCCUCAAUUAAAAGCAACAUCUGGCAUCAGUUUCUCCGAUUGCAAAGUGUUUUACGUCACUGACGGAGCUAACACAAUUCGUGAGAUCAAACUCCCUGCUGUAAUCAUUCAUGGCGCUAUUCAAGUGCUUUGUUCUCCCCACGCACAUAACGAUCGAUCAAUGGCUGCAUCAUCAGUCAACGAUAAAGCGGCUACAUGCUUGACGAGGUUGAUGCAAAGCCUCUUCCCAAAAGGAACGUCUAAUGUUGCCAUUUUAUCAAGUACAGGAAUUAUUGCGACAAAGGAUUCACGUCUUUAUCCAGAUCAUUUGCUGGCCAAACUUGCAGCCGCAGCUUCGUCAACUACCUCGCAUCUCUGCGCAGCGGCCAUUCGUGCGAUGUCCAGCGAAUCUCUUUGGCAUCUUCUCGAGCAAUCAGCUCUGAGUGAGCAGUGUUUGGAGCUGGCCUUGCUAUCAGCUGUUGAAUUUGUUCAGAAAAAUGAAAGCAAGGCUGUUGCAAGCUUGCUUGCGAUGACCAAAAAUUCAGAUAUCUCGGUUGCAGCACACAGAAUUUUGAUGCACCUGAGUGCUUAUGGCACGCUUUCUCCGCUCUCGCCUGGCAUAUCAAGCUCAUUAAAGCAGCUAUGUGAAUGGCUCCAGGAACGAUGUGGAUUUAAUCGAUCCAUAGAGACGGCUGAAAAGGAUGAAGAAGCGCUUUUGCUUUCUGAAGGGUUUUCUGCGUUUACGAUCCAGAAACGCGAAAUUGACGUUCCCUAUUCCACAGGAGCAUUUUGCACAGAAUUAAUGGCCAAAACAGCCAAGAAAUCCUCAAAUAAAAAACGCAAAAAGCUUUUGGAAAGUGAUCCUACUAUAUUUGAGAAGACAUACUUCGGCUCUGACCUCAUUCAAAAGGGAGACAAAGAACCUACAUCGAUGUUGAGCCCUUUGUUGAUUUUGAAUUUGGCGGAAGAGCUUAAAUGGAGUUUCGGCACGAAAGUUUUGCCAGAUAUAAAAGCAGCUGAAGACUUUUUGUAUGUGGCGAGCAAAAGAGUACGAGGAAUGUGUCCAAUGCAGAACGACACGAAUGCGCACACUUCUGCUGACUUAUGGGCACUGCAUACGUCACUGCUGCACUUUGUUGGCCCGACUUGCAGCUCUGAAGCUGCUGCUGCUCAGCUUGCGAAGGCAUUGCUCUUGCUUGUGGAUCACGUAGCAUUGUGUUCACAUGCAGCUCAUCGCAAAGAAUGCAUCGGCUUCGUGCGGCGUGCUUUGGAUAAUUCGAGCGACGACUUUAUUGGGUCGUACUCCACUUCUGUCGGCUUUAUUCGACACCUAGCUCAAGCCUCAUCAAGUGAGAGCCUACUCCGGUUAAACGACCCGAUAGUAGCGAUGGAUGUUCACUUAGUACUUAAAACGCUUGUACAAUUUAUCGAUCACGCGUAUGCGCGGUGGAAAGCUCGGAACGUUUUGCUGCAAUUUGAUGUCAUGGCAUUGUACAACUUAGUACUGCUUGUUAAGGAAGUUGAAGUACUUCAACGCCUCCCUGGUAUAGUGAUAGAGAAGUCAAUCGAUUCUUGUGCUAUUGACCUAUUGAUGCGCAUCGCCCUCGAUCAAGCCGAUGAUGUCACUAUGACCAGCCUUUUGGAUUCAAUUAUGACUGCUGAUCCACACCUUGGAAAUCUCGACGAUGUUAUUGUGGUUCACGGAGACGUCAAGCGUAUAAUUAUUGGGAACUUAUAUUUUCAGAAUCCUAAGAUUGUGGGUGGACAACUUGAUCGUCUUUAUCCAGAUUGGAAGUCGCUCGUAAACAUCGACCAUGGCACAAAUCAUCCUGAAUUUGUCAUUCAGGAUCAUCGAGUUCUUACACAGGUGGACGAAAUUCUGCGCGAUCUAACGCGGGAUGGAAACGAAACCAUGGAACGUCUUAGAGAGAUAACUCGACGUCAUCCUAUGCUGGUAUUAUCACGCUUCCCUAGGCAGCUCAUGCAGCAUUUGGGCACACUAUCUCUAUCUCAACUCUACCUUAAGACUACAAUCUUUCAAAACGUCUUGAGUGCAAUGCAGAUCAUGCAGCCCCAUAUGUGCCAUAAACAGAGUAUUCGAAAAGUGUUCUGCCAAUUUUUAUUCGAGAUUUUGCGCGUGAUUGUUGACAACCAUUCCAUCGAGUUUCCUCAACUUGUAUCUCACGCAUGGGAACUAUUAUACGAUGCUCUAGAGGCCGACUUUGAUUACGCUAGUGAGCUCAUUUUUUCGCCAUCGCGUACGACCAUACUGGAAAAUAUCGUGAAUAUGUACGACUCGCACCCAGCAACAGCGGCACUUGGUGAAGUAAUGGCGCAGCGUUAUAGUGAAUGUUCGUUGCGCGCGAGUCUGGAAUCCAUUCGAACAGGUACUAAAAGUAAGCAGCAUGCAGGUGCGAGUCAGCAGCAGCUUGUUGAGCACUUGGUCUCACACAUCGAGAGUCAUGAAAUGUUCUUUGCUAAGCCGUUGACCGAACGCACCGAUAUGACUGCCGUCAUACAGGCGUUGCAGGCCAUUGAUUCCUUAUGCGCUAAGACUGACCAAGGAGUGUCAGUGGUGGCAUUACUCCGACGAUGUGCAGUACCAGUAGCCUCCAUUUUAGUAGCCGAGACGAUAACCAAAGCAGUCAUGGCGACGCUUUGCCAGACGUUGCUGAAUCUCAUGAAAUAUGAUCCGGUCUGUGUCGAUGAUGUCAUGUGCCAGUACGUACAGUGCCUGUGUGUUGCACGCCCAGGUUUAAAGGAAGCUGCUGUGAAUGCUGUUUUGGAAUUCUUGGUAUUCGCCGAUACUAGUCAACGACGAAAAAUUCUGCAGCAGCUUUUCGAUGAUCCGAGCGAAGUUGCUAAGACAAAGCUUGGAAUGUAUCUCAAGAGCGCAGCAUUUCGAAAAACACUUUUAGUAGCUUGA
Molecule: messenger RNA, 7407 nt
Organism: Plasmopara halstedii
Lineage: Eukaryota; Oomycota; Peronosporomycetes; Peronosporales; Peronosporaceae
Exons: 5
Coding region: 1-7407 (2468 amino acids)
Biological process (GO): U2 snRNA 3'-end processing
Cellular component (GO): integrator complex
Source: RefSeq, a predicted model, not a curated record